GUCCCGGGAGCUGCACCAGAGGAAGAAGCGUCAUGGCGCUGGUUCUGUGUUGGUAUGGUUUCCUGAUGCUGACCAACACAAGAUUCGCGUGGUGCCGUUGCGUGUUUGUGCUGGAUACACUGUGAACGGAACCGUUGUAAAGGCUUACUGGAGUGACCUACCAUGUCGGACGCACCAGCCCGUAGGGGGGCAUCUCGUUCGAGGAGAGUGUCUGCAGGCGCGGAGCUAGGCGCUAAAGCUAGUGUGCUAGACGACGAUGUAGUUGAGGUUUCCUCCGAUAAAGAGGGCAACCGACCAGCCCCCCAGGACAAGAAGAUGGUGAGGAGGACCUCUUUGCCCCCGCUGGUCCACCAACGACAUAUGCCACCCGAGACGAAAAAGUUUCAUAUACCAAGGAAGACGCAGGAAAACAUAGAUUUACUCCAGUUUGUUUCAUCGGGAUCCAGAGAGUUUGAAAACAUCAUGAAAGUCUUGACUAACAACUUCUUGGAAACCAACUCUUCUGGCUGUUACUCUUACAGCAACCCUCGGGUCAUCCAUUGCAAGCGGUUGCUGGAUGAGUUCAUUGAGAAAAGGAAGGAGAUGAAGGCUGAUGGGAGGACAGAGAAGGAGCUGGAGGACAGUUACUGCUUUCUGCUGACUGAUUCUGCUAAGCUGCCUGCUCUGUGUGAGAGGGGGAUGAUGGUGGGAGCUAGCUGGCUGUCGCUGCUUGGUAGCCCAAUGAAAGGCAUCUACCUUUCCAAGUACUCAGAUUUGCUCCAUAAUAAUGCUUUAUCCCCUGGAGCCACAGGAGAGAUCCUCAUUUUCAAAGUGAUGAAGGGAAAGGUGAAGAGUAUCCAAGAAAAUCUGAAAGUUGUCAUCGAUCCCACGCCACGUUUCGAUUGCCACGUCUCCAAGAAUGCCAGCAAUGUCACAUCCCUGGCUUCAUUUCGUGGCUUUGAGCUCACACAGCAAUACUUCUAUGAGUACUCAUUUGAUGAGCUGCUACAGCGUCCUCGCCAGGUUUGUCCAUACGCUGUGGUUUCCUUCAAGUUUUUGGGAAAAGCUCUUCCCCUUACCAACAAUCCCCUGGCUCCUCUCAGGCAGAACAGUCAUCCAUCUGAAGCCAUCAAAGAGCCAAAUCAGUUCACUGUGUGGAGCGGUGAUCUGGUGAAAGGAAACAGGGUUCUCUACCAGAUUGCACUUUGCUCCUCCUACCCUGCCAUCCUCCCACGUAAACUCCCAGAGAAGUUGGAAAUAGCAGUUAUGAGGUUUGACAGUUUGACCAGAAUCCUGCCGUCCGAGUUGCUGUCAUACAAGCACUACGAUGAGAGCAGUAAAGAAGUUGUGAAGAACGGCUGCUGCUGCAGCCUGUUGGACGUUAUCGAUAAAGGCCGUUCGUCGACCGGUGUGACCAGGCUUCUGCAAGAGCUGGAGGUCAAAAGAGCGGUUUUGGUAACUCCGCUGACAGAUCGAGGAUUUCUUUUCUUCCUGUCCUUUGGUCAGAUGACCACACCUCUGGAAAGAGGAGAGGGCUGCAAAAGAUGUCUGCAGGCUUUGUUCGUCUUUCCUGAAACCACAGAUGGAGUCCAGUCAAGCUCCCCCUCUCGUCUUUCCUCUCCCUUCCCUCCAUUAUCUAACAUGAAGCCGAUACCACAUCAGUUCAUCCCAGUGCUCCACUACUCUCUGAUCAAGGCCCGAGCCAACCCACCUCCUGAACUGGCUGUCGGCGUGGAGCAACAUGCUCGGGAAUACCUGGCUGGUCAGAUCGGCGGCAAGGUGCGGCCGUACCCCAUGGGUGAAUAUGAUGGAGAUCUUGAUGAGCUUGGGAUUCCUUAUCCUGCUCCCAAACACCACCGGCUGACAAUGGAGGGAUAUCUCAGCUCCUACUUGUACAAACCUGCUUUCUACCAGCUGUCUUUGAACCGGGCUUGCAAGCUGGUGGAGGCCCACUGCAACCCUGUUGUGGCAACAGAAGAUUUUGGAAGACACAAAGAGACGGUGGGAAAGGUCGUUGCAGAUGAGCUAUCAAACACACAGAAGAUGCAGGAAACGAUUGCCUUGGUUCUUGCUUAUAAGCAAAAAGCAUCCAACGAGUUGAAGAGGGAGGAAGGAAAAGAUGGUGCGCUCAUGGGUCCGGACCGAAAGAGGAAGUUGGAGCAGAAGACAGCUGAAAGAACCAUUAAAUAUUUGAAGGCGUCGCAAGAGUCGUUGGGAAGUGACAAAAUUCCAGUUGAUCCGGGACACAACUCAGCUCUUCAAACCAGCCUUCUCUCCUCCCUGCUCCACUCUGUGGGUUUGAAAGACUUUGGCCUUUGGGAGGAUGGAACAGAAAUUACUGCCAAUCUUGUGAACCUUCUGGCAGAUUUAAAGAGGUCUGCGAGCGAAGCAUUGAGUGAAAACAGUGACGAGUUACAGGAAGAGGGGAGGGUAGAGGUGUUUCCAUUUAACAAGAUUGCAUUAAAGCUUGGUCUUCCCACCAACUAUGACAUAGAUUUGAGGAAGCAGGACGAGCUGGAGGACCAGAUGGCAGAUAGCAACAGCAGUCUGGAAGGAUUCAGUCCCAUAUCUCUCACCGGGGAAUUAAAUCAUAAAAAGGGAGGCCGUAAGAAGAGAAAAUUUGAACCGUACGAGGAGGAAGAGGGGGAGACGGAGUGGGAAAUUCCCUGGGUUCUAAUUCCCAUCACAGGUCUUUGCUCUGGCAGGUACGAGCAGCCAGAUGGAAACCUCCCUCAGGAUCCUCGUUUUCGUCAUCGCGCCAUGGCAACAGACCACACUACAGCAGCCUUACCCCCCAGAGAAAGUCCCUCUCCACCACUGAGACCCAGCCCUCAUGCAGCCCCCUCUCCGUGCCCCUCGCCUGAGCCAAGCCCUCCUUCGUCACCUUUACAGUGUCCAUCACCCGAGCAAAGCCCCCCUUACUCUCCCUCGCAGUGGUCAUCAUUGGAGCACCAUAAACGCAAGUCUCCGCCCAAGAGUCCACGUCAAUCCCUUAGUUCACCUCCACUCACUGAUCCAGCUCGACCAUCCAGUCCUCAUCGACCGCCCAGCCUUCUUCACAUCACCCCGGACCCUUCCUCACAUCAGUUUACUGCUCACUCUAAUGAGCCUCACAGGCCUAUCCAGCAUACAGAUGGCGCUAAUGAGUGGCACAGUAACACAGCUGCCUUCAGGGACUCAACAGGCACAUCCAAGAAUCAGGACCCCAGACUUCAGAGGAGAAGACGGCAGCUUGAGGACUCAUCCACCUCUGCCAACCAUGUCAUGUCAAAGAGGACAACUGUCAGGUCGCUGCCAGAUUCAGAUCUGGAUUCCGAUGAAGGACUAAUGAUUAUAAGUGAAGAAACGGAAAAUGAGGAAGAGACAUUUGACUCUGUAGGAGGGAUGAGGUCUGAUCAAACGGAAGAGAUGGAAGAAGAAGCUCAACAGCUGCAGGGGGAGCUUGAACAUCAACCUGAAGUCACAGAUCGUAACGAAAACUCAAAUGUAGAAACACAAGAAACUUCCUCUCUGUGUCUGCGUGAUGUCACAACUUCAUCAAGAGACAUCGGUAGCAUUUUGGACAAGUGUCAGGUGGACUUCAAUUUGUCAGUGCAGCACCUCCUGCAGUCCAAGAACAUUGUCUACACUGCUGAGCACGUCCCACUCAGAGAGAGGUUUUCUUCAUUUCCUCAGUUGUCCUACUGUGCGUUGUCGCCAUGUCCUGAUGCCAAAGUCGAGCACUAUGUAAACUCCCUGCAACAAAGUAUCAUGAAGGAAUUUGAUGUCAGUUGGCCUGGAGUGACGCCCCAGAGUGACCAGAGAGAGACUUUGUUGGCCAGCAGGGUCAGUGAAUUUGUGGAAAACAUCCGAGCGUCCACUUGUGUAGCAAAUGGCAGUCAAGGAGCUGCCCAUUUAGUGAAAGAUGAUGGGGCCUCUGGUCAUGUACCAUCAGAUGUGCCUGCUAAAUUAAGUCCUCCUACCUCUGUAACCAGCUCCACCACCGUUAAUUCACAACUAUAUGACUAUUGCCAGGCAGAUGGUGACCCACUUGCAAGUUCCAUGUUAACUGCGGACGUAUGUGUCGCCCCGGACAGCAGUAGCAGAAUCAUUUUGCCCUCGACAUCAACAGCGGUAGAUCGUGUAGGUUCCAAAGAGGCCUGUCAACCCUUCUCUCAACCGCUUAUGGAGCCGUCACAGUCCUCCGAAAGGGUCCCAACUCCAGACCUUGUACCACUUGGUGCAGUCAGGGAGCCUGCAGAGGAGCCUGCCCCCCUGAGCUCCCUGAUCAGUCGACUGCAGCCGGACUUGCUCAGCAACUUACUGGAGAUUGUGAAGGACAUCAAGAGAAACACUCCACAGUUCUACAUGCACAGCUUCACGCCGGAGGAUGAAGUUGUCAGAGACAUCAAGGAGUUCCUCCUGCGACAGGGCUGUGUGGAGCAGAGCCCUGUCAUGUUUAUAAACCAGGGAAAUUCUGACACCCGACUGUUGGUCAUCAUCAGGAACAAGGACAUAUCUGUUCAUGUUCACAAGAUUCCGGGUCUGGUCGCCCUCAAGCGACACCGGUCAGUGCAGUUUGUCGGCGUUGAUUCACUGGCUAACAUCAGGGACAGCAUUUGGAACGAGAUUUUUGUUUGCGGCGGCUGUAUCAUCUCAGACGACUUGGUGCUGAAUCCUGACUUCAUCCAACACGAGCGGCUGGCAGAACUGCUGAUGUUCCUGGAGAAGCAGAGUUCUCCUCAAAGCAUCUGGCGGUGGAAGGUUCACAGCAAGACCCACAAAAAGUUAAAAGAACAAGCCAGGUUCAGGCGAGAUGCAGCCAAGCUGUUAGAGGUGGUGUCUGUCUUCCAAAAUCGGCAAAUCAUCGAGUUACUCCCGGAUCACCACUGCGACAAAAGCCCCGACUCGCCCGACCUGGACUGUCUGCUGGAGCUCCAGGGGCGAUACACCAAGUUCCGGCACACCAUCUUCCUGAUCGAGCAUCGCUUUGUGAACUUUGCUGCCUACUUCAGCAAGGGCAUCAUUGUGGCCAACUUCAACGAUGUUCUGGAAAACUUCACGCAGCUGGUUGGGUACCACGACAUCAAAGAGAAGCUGUUCAUUAUGGAGGACCUGCUGUCUGCUAAAGACUUGAACCAGCCUGAUCCGGCCAGCGUCGACCAGCCUGAUCCGGCCAGCUGCGACGCUCCAGACCCACCUGAGGAGUCCAGCUCCAGCCACUCUUCAGCCCCGGACCCACUGGCAGCAGACGGCCCCUAUGGUGACCUCAAUCCUUCAGAGUCAGACCUGGAGAUUCUUCACCAGGCCAUUUCUCAUUUACGAGCCGAACGUCAAGCGCAGAAGGAGCGGCAGCACCAGUCAGGGACCCUCAUCAAUAGCGGGACCUCACCCUCCUCCACUUUUACUCAAAGAGGCACCGAUAACGUGUCUCCAGAUGAGUCGCACCACGUAGAUCCGAACACUAAAGGGGUCAUGGACACAUUGAACUCGAUACACAUGAGUCUGAAUAAUCCAGAAACACAGACAACCAGGACAGAACCAGACCUACCGGACCCAGUUGACAUGUUGGAAGCAAAACACUGCCACAAAUCUGCCUUUCUUUCCUCUUCAUCGCCGCCCAGUUCUGAACCAGACUUCAUACCAGAGAUGUGUGACUCCACCCAAGAUGCCGCCAGAGAGGUUCUGUGUAUCGUCCCCUCCACUACCAGCUCAGUUCCGGCCACAAAGGAUGGCAUAGGUGACCUCCAGUGUGACCCAGUUCUUCCCAGCUGUGUCAAGUCUGCCACCAGUGACACGGUGGCAUCUGCAAGUCCCAGCAAGGUCGCACAGAAUAUUUCCAGUUCCACUUGCAGUCAGCAACAGAUUCCUCGGUUAGAGCAGCAGUACCGGCAUCCUCGCUCCAAAGGCUUUAGCAACCCUGUCUCGCUCUACAGCCGGCAGCGGCGGCCCACCACACCUGUCCAGCACCCAACCAUGGCUAUGUACAGACAUGCACUUGGAAUGUCCAUGGCUGCACAGAGCAGCUGGAUGAACUCGUCACUCUGGCAACAAGGUCUGAUUCCCACAUCCUCGUCAGCUAUGCUUUGGCCGUCACCACCAAAUGUUGGCAACUUGGGAAGGAUGGGCUUUCACCCGAGCUUUCCGCCUAAUUACCAGAGCUGGCAGGGAGGACGAUUUAACGGAAUGUAGUAAAGCGACCCAAGCAUCUCAGUCUUCAUCCAUUAAAAUUAUUUAUUUUAAAACUGCCUGAGCCAUGACAGAGUGUCCUCAAAUCAAGACAAAACAUGCUGCGUUCCACCACAGAUGUAUGCAAAUGUGAAUACUAUAUAAACGGCGGGAUUGUUUUUAACAUGAAUAUUAUAUGAGUAUCUUUUUACAGUGUCUCUUGUUUUCUCACCGACGGAACCAGCAUCUCUGAGGAAUGUUUUCUGACACAUUCUGGUUUGGGCUGCACCAUGAUGACCCAUUGUAAAAAAAACAAAAAAAGAAAAAGUAAAAAAAAUGUCCUCUGGUGGACUUCUUUGUCUUCUAUAUAAAGUUAAUUUGUUUUUGACAACCUGUAAAUGCCACUGGGAGCAGUUAUCUCAUGUUUUUACAUUAAAUGUUUUUAUGUUGUUUUUUUCAUUUUACACUUUAUUCUCUUUUGUAUUAAAACCUGCCUAAC
Molecule: messenger RNA, 6625 nt
Organism: Synchiropus splendidus (mandarinfish)
Lineage: Eukaryota; Metazoa; Chordata; Actinopteri; Syngnathiformes; Callionymidae
Product: protein TASOR-like
Exons: 28
Coding region: 163-6150 (1995 amino acids)
Biological process (GO): protein localization to heterochromatin; negative regulation of gene expression, epigenetic
Cellular component (GO): nucleoplasm; heterochromatin
Molecular function (GO): chromatin binding
Source: RefSeq, a predicted model, not a curated record